CAGAAAAAACACAAACACACACACAGAAUCACUCGCAUCCACUCACUAUGGAAGAAUCAGAAGUACUAAUCAUUGGUGCUGGACCCGUUGGUCUCUACACCGCUCUCCUCCUAUCUCGCAUGGGUAUAUCUGUUCGUAUAAUCGACAAAGCAGACAACCUCAAUACAACAAAUCCUGCCAUUCUCUGGUCUCCACGAUCAGUUCAGCUAUUCCAGUCACUUGGUAUAGCCAACCAGAUCAUAAAUCAAGGCGUAAAACAUUGGCGCUUUUAUGCCUUUAAAAACAAAGGACACGGUAGCACAGCCGUUUCAUUUGAGCCUUACAAUUAUCGCGUCUGGGAUAACUCGUCAACCGAAUACGACUGGUGUCUCUCGUGUGAAUGCUCUCAGAUAUGUGCAAUCCUCCAAAACACACUUCUUGAUCAAGGUAUCCGAGUGGAAUACGGCCAUGAACUUGUAGAUUUUGAAGACGAGAACUCCGACAAUACUACCACAAGUGCUUCUCCGCUCAAUAGCUCAUUUAUCGAUCCUUCAAGACAAUCCUUUGGGUUUGCCAAUGAGUCUAGACAGUCAUUUGGAAGUUCUAGGGAGGAAGAGGUGGUAAAAGUCAUGUCGACAAUUAGAGACGUUCAGACCGGAAAGGUCCACGACUGGAGAUCGCGUAUAAUCAUAGGUGCAGAUGGUACAAAGGGAUUUGUCAGACAGAAACUAGGCCUCGCUCAACGGGGAAAGGACCUGCACAUGAAAUUUUACACACUUGAGGCAUCUGUAACAACAAACUACCCUGGGACACGAACAAUGUCUACCGUAAACAAGGGCGAAUACAUGAUCAUGGUUGUAGGCCACCGUGAUAGAAUGUAUUUUAUAGUUGAGCAUCUUGAGAGUUGGAGUCACCUGCCCAUAGACGAAAACGCAUUACUUACCUCGGCACAACAACACAUUCGAUCCAUCAUGGAGCCAUAUCAGAUAGAUUUUGGACAUGUAUAUUCUUAUUCUUCAUGGAGAGCUGGUGACAAGGCAUCUGAAGAAGUCAGCAUUGAUCAACGUUACUUUUUGCUCGGAGGCGCUGCCCAACAAGUCAGUCCACCCUGUUUGUUCUCUGCAAACCCUGGGUUGGAACAUGCCACCAAUUUAUCGUGGAAACUAUUCUUACAUCUCCGAAAACGCGCUUCUCCAGAACUAUUGGAAACAUUUAAUUCUGAAUUCAAGUCAAAACACAACGAUACCGUCGAAGCAAGCUAUGCCUCCAUGAGUCUGAUUGCCAGCCGCAUAAUGCCAGGUCUCAUUUCGGGUCUCAAUUCGACACGUAGACAGGAAGCGUCGUACCAAAUGCAGCGCAACGAGAAUCAAUUAAUGGGAGAGUCGUCUUAUGAACAUAACCUAAUUAAUCAUGGUUCUGAAAGUACGCUGUCACUAGGGGCAGCCUCGAUAGACACCAUGGACAUCAUGGACAUUAUGCUCGCAAUGGCUACCUCAAAAAUGGGCUCAAAUGAACCCAAGACUGGCGCGGUUGGCUCACUCGCUCCAGAUGCAAAACUAAAACCAUACACUCUGCUUCAGCUUUUCUCACAGACUCAGACCCAAACCUCAGAAGCUACAAAGAUGAUGGAAAGCACCAAAAAUUCAGCAACUGGCUUAAUCGCAUCCGCAUCAACAUCUGCAGGAACAGGAGUUGCUGACGUCUCAGUUGCUGCUGGAGCGCAACCGAGACGUUCCAGAUCACAGUCUAACGCUUCAACAGCUACUACUUGGUCAUUUAAUCGUGUUGGUCCCAUGCUAAAAAAAGCUAUGGGUACCCACUCGCUCGUCAAAUGUUCAUCCCGACCAUCAGAUGAAAAUGAUGUCCUGACAGCCUGUCCAAUGACAACAAGCAGUGGAGUAGAAAGAUGGAAGAGUAUCAAAACCAACAAUUAUCAGUUACGAGAGCGGAUAGUUACCAAAGGAAUACCUGUAACUUUCACUGUCCUUGUCUUCUGUGGCUCGCUUGCGGACCAAGAAAAUGUCUCGAUGCUACGUUCCUUGAAACGCCGUAUCGAUGAUCCCAAUUCGUUCUUUAACUGUUACGAAAACUCGCCUCACGUAUACCAAACUCUAGUCGAAGAAAAUACAACUGUGCAACCCGUAAGCCCUCAGUCGCCGCCUUCUGUAUCCGACGUAGAAUCUGGACAUUCUAAUGAGAACAGCCGGUCAUCGUUUUCUUCUAUAUCAUCUCAACGAUCAUCAACAUCUUCUCGUUCCGCAAGAUCACUUUCCAAAAUCACCAGUAUUGUCACAAACUCAUUGCCGCCAGCAACAAUACCACCAACCAGCCCAACCUCGUCUCUUCUCUCGCCCGUCUCUUCUUUACAGAUCGGUCCCUGGUCUACUUCUUUUGAACAACCUCGGACAUCACUAACUUCAACUAUCAACAACGAUAGCUCAGCAGACAAACCCCACCAGCUUUUCAAUUUCAUUUACAUAACAACCUCCACAAAAAACCAAGUCUCAAAAUUCCUUACCGAAACACCACCUUCUGUGCUGCACAACACAUUUCCCUGUGGUCUUUCAAAUGUUUAUCUUGACCAUGAUCAACAGUGUCACACUGCUUAUUCUAUUCCAAAGCCGACAAUUGUCGUUGUUCGACCGGAUGGUUACAUUGGCACUCGAGUAAAAAUUAAUGAACACAAUGACAUUAAUAAACUCAACAAUUACUUUGAUGCAUUCCUGAGACCUCCUGCCGACAUGACUUCAGCUGCUGCAGUUGUUGCCGAAGAUUAUUACUAACACCUUAUUUUUCUUUUCUUUCUUCUGUUAUUUAUUCUUAUUCUUAUUAGUAUUUUGAUUUCUGCUUUCAAAGUAAACGUUCCUUUGUUCAUUAUUUAAUUACCUUCUCUUGUCCAUUCCUUGAUUUUCAUAUGUAUGUAUCUAUAUUUCCCUUCCUUCACAGCUCCAAAGCCAUUGCCAUUACUGUAUUUUUCUGUCAUUAUGUAUAAAUUCAAAAAGCUAAAAAUAAGAAAAAAAAAUCCAUGAUCAAAUGUAUAUUAUCCUUCCUCCAUUCUUUUAUUAUUAUUAAUAAAAAAAAAGACAAUUCUUUAUCAAUAUU
This is a messenger RNA of Phycomyces blakesleeanus NRRL 1555(-), 3081 nucleotides long. RefSeq lists its product as hypothetical. The coding region runs from base 48 to 2762 and encodes 904 amino acids. The record is from RefSeq and is a predicted model, not a curated record. Gene Ontology annotation, molecular function: FAD binding. The transcript is spliced from 6 exons. NCBI's taxonomy places the organism in Eukaryota, Fungi, Mucoromycota, Mucoromycetes, Mucorales, Phycomycetaceae.